Molecule: messenger RNA, 1538 nt
Organism: Orbicella faveolata
Lineage: Eukaryota; Metazoa; Cnidaria; Anthozoa; Scleractinia; Merulinidae
Biological process (GO): G protein-coupled receptor signaling pathway
Cellular component (GO): membrane
Molecular function (GO): G protein-coupled receptor activity
Source: RefSeq, a predicted model, not a curated record
GUUCUCAGAAGUAACAUUAAGAUAUUUGUGUGGCGAGCUGUAAGGAGAAUUAAAAUUUUAAGCUUUUUUCCCUUUGUUUGCAGAGCGUGAAUAUGGAAUCAAACUUGACUUCGAAUAUCACGCAGGUCGUUUUGCCGGCGGACUUGGCAGAAGAGCAGACGGGGCGACCGUGUUUUUUACCAGGAAUUGCACAAACUGUUCAGCUACACUUCUUUUACUACUCUAACUUCUUGCUCACACCGGUCACCACUCUGCUAGGUCUCUGGUGCUUCCUGUCAAACGGGCUUAUCCUGAUUGCCAUUCUCCGGGGUGGACUUCGAAUCAGGCCAGGGUUUCUGUUGCUGUGUGGUUUGACCCUGACGGAUGUUCUGUGGGGAGGGCUGGUAACGCCUGUGUAUGUAAGAUUCAGGGUCGCAGAGUUGCUGAAUGGCAAGGUGUGUUCAAAUCGCAGCGAUUGGGAUUCACCUCUCAUGGUAACGUCUUUCUUUUUGUGCUUGUUUUCUACGCUGGGUAAUCUUGCCGUGAUGAGCGGGGAUCGCUACUUAGCUGUCGCUAAACCCAUGUGGUACAAAACCACCGUGACGAAACAGCAUGCAAUCUGCGCGUCCUGCGCGGUGUGGCUGACUUCAACUGCAAUGGUGGUGUUGAGGCAAGUGCACUUGUUUCCUCUCAGAGCGCUCGAGGUCUUUGAAGCGUGUUAUGUUGUCGUCUCGUCCUGUGCGAUUAUAGUUGUCCAGUUGACAACUCUAGUGGCCCUUCGCAAGCACAACAAUGCGGUGGCGCACGCAAUGGAAGAAAGCGCUCGAGUAAAUGCUGUUACCCGUCAUAACACAGUCGAGCGCCAGCUGGCAGUCACUACUCGUCACGUGGUUAGUUUUCUGGCUCUGAUUAUCCUCCCUAUGGGGUUUUUAGUGGGUUUAUCACAGAUUCUGUCAUGGAAUUUCCACAUAUUUGUGGAGCCAUUGUUCUUCCCAAUCGCUACUCUUUGCUCUGGUAUAAACGCCGUGUUGUAUUACAGGGGAAACUCCCAGAUUAGGGACGGCAUCAUUAAACUUGUCAAAUGUCAGUGAAUGUGUUGAGGUGCUGAGGAAAUGUUCUGGAAAUUCCAACUCCGAGGGUGACAAAUAAUCAGCUGAUAACCGCUCUGUUUACCUCGCUUAGCUUGAAACGAUCCAAGCCCGUUUAACUUAAUUCAAGUUUGAGAAAUUACAACCAAAUUCUACGGAGCAUUUUAUUGUACGCUGUUUCAAGUCUCAAUCCAGUAAACGCUUCAUGACAGAUGAAACGAUGCGUCCCUGAACGUAUCGCGAGUUUAUGGGUUUGAAUGCCAUUGAAUCCUUGAAGACUUUGGACUGCUGACAGUCGGUUUUUUUCGCUAAAGGUCACUUAGACGAGUGUUUCGUCAUCGCGAACGCAAAAGGGUGGUAUGGCCGUGGCCGAGUGGGGACGAAGGCGAGACGGGCUGUAUGGCUAGGGAGAGAAGGCGAGUUAUUUUUCAUUUCGUGCGUGCCGCGCCAUGUCUCGUCCCAUUCCCCUUU